Molecule: messenger RNA, 1227 nt
Organism: Leishmania braziliensis MHOM/BR/75/M2904
Lineage: Eukaryota; Euglenozoa; Kinetoplastea; Trypanosomatida; Trypanosomatidae
Exons: 1
Coding region: 1-1227 (408 amino acids)
Molecular function (GO): protein binding
Source: RefSeq, a predicted model, not a curated record
AUGACGAACGUGGUGGGGCUACCUGCGGGGGCCCCGGCGCUUGUCUACAAGCUCCCUCAACGGGACCUGCUUGACUUGGUGGCGACAAAUGAUGUCGCCUCUUUGCUGAUUCUCGUUCGCGGCGACAACCCCUUCGACAUGAGCCCUGGCAUGGAGCUCAUCCGAUACAAGAUGCGUGCGAAGCGCUUCGCUGCAACGGUGUACACCGAGAACGCAGGCGUGAUGGCAAAUGCGGUUCCACACGUUGAGCCGCCGCAGAUCAAGUACAUACGCGAUGCGAGCGGCAACAGUGCCGUUCACGUGGCCGCUGGCCUCGGUUUCUCUAGCAUGAUAGAGAUUUUGGUCAAUGAGUGCGGGUGUGCCGUGGAGGAGUACAAUACUAGUGGCCUCACACCGUUGCACUUGGCAGCGUUUCACGGUCACGCUGAUUGUGUUCACCUGCUUCGCGACCUAGGCGCCGAUGUUCUGAACCCCACUCGCUGGAACCCAGCCUCCACACCCGACUGCCAUCGCGGCUUCUGCGGGCGUACCACGCUGUUUCUAGCCCACUGCGCGCAGCAAGCGACUGUUGUAGAGCUUCUUAUUCCUCUCUACCGUGAGUUUAUCGACACCGCGUUUCGUGGCCAGACGUCGGCUGAGGUGUGGAAGGCCGCUGCGAGUGGGCAUGAGGCGAAGUCUCUGUCGCUGCUUCUGGACGCUUUAGAGUGCCGCACCACGGCGAGUGGUGCUCUUCCGAUUUCCAUCGACUUCGACAUGGAGGAUGCGCUGCGGGAGGCACUUCCGGCAGUGCUGGAGACGAUUCUGCCCUCUACUCGCUCGCCGACUCCCCUGCAACUAUUCUUGUUUCAGCGUCUUGUCCAGCUUGGCUACGUGACAGAGACCACCGUCGUAGGGUCUGCGGACACAGUAGUGAUGCGUGUUCUGAACACGGCGCAAGUACAAGCAUGGCGUGUGCUGGUAGAUCAGGGGCUGGUACAGCCUCACAAGUGCAGUCUCGAUGCGGUGCAUAGCAGCGGGCACGGUGGUCGAAGCGAGGUGGAGCUCCGCGCCCUGAUUGAGGAAGCCAAGGCAUACUUCAGCUACGACGUCGCGAAGAAGUCCUAUACGGAGAAAGGGGACAGCGACGGGCGGCGGAAUACCGUGCUGAAUCGCCGUAGUGUGUGGAAGAAGUUAGAAAACCAUCUCAAGCAGCUUUCACUGUCCCCUGCUCGUUGCCCGCAGUCGUAG